Messenger RNA from Sphaerulina musiva SO2202, 4848 nucleotides. RefSeq names its product multidrug resistance-associated protein 1. The record is from RefSeq and is a predicted model, not a curated record. Gene Ontology annotation, biological process: transmembrane transport. The transcript has 10 exons. Gene Ontology annotation, cellular component: membrane. Lineage: Eukaryota; Fungi; Ascomycota; Dothideomycetes; Mycosphaerellales; Mycosphaerellaceae. The coding region runs from base 95 to 4771 and encodes 1558 amino acids. Gene Ontology annotation, molecular function: ATP hydrolysis activity; ATP binding; ABC-type transporter activity.
CCGCCAUCUCCCUCCAUCCCACCCUACGAACUCUCUCCUCUCUCUGUAGCACCAGAGCGCGGACAGCUCGCCGCGGCUUGCGAUCAAUUGCCCAAUGGUGGACUUCCGACACCCGCAAACCGUUCUCGGAGGACGUCUCUCUCUCUCCAGCCACAGUCCCAAUCUCGAUCCCUUCUACGCCACCUACCUCGCCGCGUCCACCACCAAGGGAGGGAAGCACGCGCCCUUCUCGCUAUGCGGUAACGUCGAAGGCUGGGGCCCUCUGAGUCCCUACCGAUACGAUCUCACGCCAUGUUUCUUGGACAUUUGGGUGCUCGUCAUUUCCGCAUGGGGCAUCAUCGCGGGCUUGGGAGCCGUAUGGUGGUUAUACAGACAGACCACGCCGCAGCCUGUGGCGAAGAAUUGGCACUUUUACGCCAAAUUGGGCGUCAUUGGGGCUCUUCUGGGGACCACAAUCGCCCAGGCCGCGUUUCAGAUUGAGCGAUUCGAUGGGGUGUGGUUCAAAGAUAUCCGCUUCUGGACAACCGUGGCGAACCUGCUGAGUCUGGUGGUGAUUGGCAGCAUUCAGUAUAUGGAGCAUUGGCGUCUGCGCUAUCCGCAUGGAGUGGUCCUGAUCUACUGGUUGUUCUCAUUGAUCAUCUACGGAAUCAAGCUCCGCAGUCUGGUUUCACAGCAGCUGUUCAAGGCACAUGUCGCCUACUUUUCCGUCUUCACGGCUUCGGUGGCUCUGGCAUUUGCAGAGCUGAUCUUGGAAUGGCUCGUGCCCAAGAAAGUAUCUGCGUAUGAUGCUUUGGGAGACGAGGACGAGUGUCCGCUUGAGUAUGCCGACAUCUUCUCGAAGCUGACCUUCUCGUGGAUGACGCCUAUGAUGAAGUAUGGUUACAAGGAGUACCUCACCCAAGACGAUCUCUGGAACCUACGCAGGAGUGACACAACACGAGCAACGACCAACACAUUUGACGAGGAAUGGGAGUAUCAGCUGGAGAAAAAGAAGAAGCCAAGCUUGUGGAUGGCAAUGAUCAACUCGUUCGGUGGUCCAUAUUUGGUUGGUGCCAUCAUCAAGACCGUGUCGGAUUGUCUCGCCUUUGUACAGCCUCAGCUCCUCCGAUUUCUGAUCUCCUUCGUCGACUCGUACAGACCGGGAAGAGAACCACAGCCUCCCAUCCAAGGCGCCGCUAUUGCACUUGCCAUGUUCGCCGUCUCGGUGAGUCAAACGGCAUGUCUCCAUCAGUACUUCCAGAGGUCAUUCGAAACAGGCAUGAGGGUCAAGGCGGCACUUACUGCAGCCAUCUAUGCGAAGAGCAUGAAGUUGAGUAACGAAGGUCGUGCUUCGAAGAGCACUGGCGACAUUGUCAACCACAUGGCUGUCGAUACACAAAGACUACAAGAUCUCGCACAGUUUGGCCAACAACUUUGGUCCGCGCCGCUGCAGAUUACUCUUUGCAUGAUCUCACUCUAUCAGCUCGUAGGCGUCAGCAUGUUCGCCGGUGUUGGUGUCAUGGUUCUCAUGAUUCCCAUCAAUGGAGUCAUCGCACGCAUAUCCAAGACCCUUCAGAAGAGACAGAUGAAGAACAAGGAUGCUCGCACCCGUUUGAUGACCGAGAUUCUGAACAACAUGAAGUCCAUCAAGCUGUACGCCUGGACGACGGCCUUCAUGAAUAAGUUGAAUGUCAUCCGAAACGACCAAGAGUUGCACACUUUGCGAAAGAUUGGCGGUGUCACAGCCAUCGCUAAUUUCACCUGGAACACGACCCCAUUCUUGGUAUCGUGCUCCACAUUCGCAGUGUUCGUUGCAAUCAGUGGUCGACCUCUGUCCACGGAUAUUGUAUUCCCCGCUCUGACUCUCUUCAACAUGCUGGGUUUCCCCCUCGCAGUCCUCCCUAUGGUCAUCACAGCUAUCGUGGAGGCCAGCGUGGCUGUCAACCGUCUCUCAUCUUACUUUACGGCGCCUGAACUUCAGGCGGAUGCCGUCAUUCAAGGGGAAGCAGCAGGCGCUGGUGAGGAGUCUGUCCGCAUUCGUGAUGCCACAUUCACCUGGAACAAGGAUGAGGAGCGCAACGUGCUGCAGGACAUCAAUUUCAGCGCACACAAGGGCGAGCUGACGUGUGUCGUGGGAAGAGUUGGAUCUGGAAAGUCGAGCAUCUUGCAGACAAUGCUCGGUGAUUUGUACAAGAUCAAGGGAGAAGUCGUUGUACGGGGCAGCAUCGCGUACGUGGCUCAAAGCUCCUGGGUCAUGAAUGCUUCUGUGCGUGAGAACAUCGUCUUUGGUCAUCGCUGGGAUCCGCAAUUCUACGACAAGACUAUUCAUGCGUGUGCUCUUACCGAGGAUUUCGAGAGUCUACCGGACGGCGAUGAGACACAAGUCGGCGAGCGUGGUAUCUCACUUUCGGGCGGGCAAAAGGCUCGUUUGACGCUCGCUCGUGCUGUCUAUGCCAGAGCGGACAUCUACCUCCUGGACGAUGUUCUGUCUGCAGUCGACCAGCACGUGGGCCGACACAUCAUCGACAACGUGCUAGGAGCCAAGGGGCUUCUCGCGUCCAAGACGCGUAUUCUCGCUACCAACGCCAUCCCAGUACUGAUGGAGGCACACUUCAUUGGCUUGCUCAAGGACGGCAAGAUUAUCGAACGUGGCACUUACGAGCAGCUCAUGGCCAUGAAAGGCGAGGUGGCUAACCUUAUCAAGACUGCCAGUUCCGAGGAAGCAAACGACGAAGACGAUAGGACAAGCGGUGUAGGCAGUCCUGGCUCUGAAAGCACCAUUUAUGACCCCGAGACUCCGGAGGACCCUGAAGAGGAAGCAGAAGCCGAAGAUGGCAUUACUCAAAUGGCUCCUAUCCGGCCUGGCGGCAAUGGACCUAUGGCAACUCGGAAGAACAGCAAUCUCACCCUUCGUCGUGCGAGCACGGCUUCCUUCCGGGGACCCAGAGGUAAAGUGAACGACGAAGAAGAGAACAAGGGCAAUGUCAAGACUCGACAGAACAAAGAGUUCUCCGAGCAAGGCAAAGUCAAGUGGGAUGUCUACAAAGAGUACGCCAAGAACUCCAACCUCAUCGCAGUCGCGAUCUAUAUGGUCACAUUGGUUGGCGCCAAAACCGCGGAAAUCGGGGGGUCCGUUUGGCUCAAGCACUGGUCAGAGGCCAACGACAAGUCUGGAGGCAAUCCGAAUGUCACGUUCUACAUCCUCGUAUACUUUGCCUUCGGUAUUGGCUCCGCGGUGCUUGUCGUCAUGCAAACUUUGAUUCUUUGGAUCUUCUGUUCGAUUGAGGCCUCGAGAAAACUGCACGCAUCGAUGGCGCAUGCGAUAUUCCGAAGUCCAAUGAGCUUUUUUGAAACAACGCCAAGCGGGCGCAUCCUCAAUCGCUUCUCUUCAGACAUCUAUAAAGUCGACGAGGUCUUAGCCCGCACUUUUAACAUGCUGUUUGUCAACGCUGCACGAGCAAUAUUCACGCUCGUGGUCAUUUGCGUGUCGACCCCGGUCUUCAUCGUGCUGAUUCUACCUCUUGGCGGCCUAUACCUCUGGAUCCAGAAGUACUACCUUCGAACCUCCCGCGAGCUGAAACGGCUGGACAGCAUUAGCCGCAGCCCCAUCUAUGCGCACUUUCAAGAGUCGCUUAGCGGAAUCAGUACCAUCCGCGCCUACCGCCAGACCAAACGCUUUUCGCUCGAAAAUGAGUGGCGUGUAGACGCCAACCUGCGCGCCUACUAUCCGUCCAUUAGCGCAAACAGGUGGCUUGCUGUUCGAUUGGAGUUUAUCGGCUCCAUUAUCAUUUUGGCGGCUGCGGGCUUUGCCAUCAUCUCCGUGACCACUGGUAGCGGUCUCUCUGCCGGCCUGGUUGGUCUGGCAAUGAGCUAUGCGCUGCAGAUCACACAGUCGCUCAACUGGAUUGUGCGACAGACAGUCGAAGUCGAGACUAACAUCGUCUCAGUUGAGCGCGUGCUAGAGUAUGCCCGCCUGCCCAGUGAGGCGCCGGAAGUGAUCUUCAAGAACCGUCCGCCGAACAGCUGGCCGUCCAAGGGUGCAGUGUCAUUUAACAACUACAGCACCCGAUAUCGCCCCGGGCUCGACUUGGUGUUGAAGAACGUGAGUCUGAACAUCAGGUCUCACGAAAAAAUUGGUGUAGUGGGCCGGACCGGUGCCGGAAAGUCCAGUCUUACUUUGGCUCUAUUUCGGAUCAUCGAACCAGUGGAGGGUGACGUUUCCAUUGACAACCUCAGCACCAGCGCCAUCGGUCUCCACGAUCUCCGCAGCCGACUGGCCAUUAUCCCUCAAGAUGCCGCCCUAUUCGAGGGCACAGUCCGAGACAACCUCGAUCCCGGCCAUAUCCACGACGACACCGAACUCUGGAGCGUGCUGGACCACGCACGCCUGCGGGACCACGUCGCGUCCAUGGCCGGUCAGCUUGACGCGCACAUCAACGAGGGCGGCUCCAAUCUGAGCUCCGGACAGCGGCAGCUUAUCUCACUCGCGCGCGCACUCCUUACACCUAGCAACAUCCUAGUAUUGGAUGAGGCUACUGCAGCAGUGGACGUCGAGACUGACGCGAUGUUGCAAACCACGCUGCGAUCCAACAUGUUCAAGGAUCGCACCAUCAUCACUAUUGCCCAUCGCAUCAAUACGAUUCUGGAUAGCGAUCGCAUCAUUGUGUUACAGAAUGGAAGCGUAAAGGAGUUUGAUACACCGUCGAAUUUGGUGCAAAGCAAGGGCUUAUUCUACGAGUUGGUGAAGGAAUCAGGACUGCUGGGCCAGGUAGACAGCUCUGGAAGUCAGUAGAUACCUUACCUUAGGAGGUAGGUAGAUGAUGAUGAUGAUGAUAAUGAUACGAAAAGUGUAUGCAGUAUGAUGAUUUA